Molecule: messenger RNA, 1146 nt
Organism: Sphenostylis stenocarpa
Lineage: Eukaryota; Viridiplantae; Streptophyta; Magnoliopsida; Fabales; Fabaceae
Source: the annotation of a GenBank genome assembly
AUGGACGACGCCGAGUUCGACGCAGCGUUUGCCUUUCCGUCUGAGUUUCCCUACGAGUUUGACUCGCUUGGGGCCGAACCCCUCGAGUCCGGUUCCACCGGGACUGAGAGCAGCGACGAGGAGGACUUCUUCGCCGGGUUGACUCGCCGACUCAGUCAUGCCUCGCUCAAUGAAACCAAGAAGGAACAAGUCCUCACUGUUCCAAUCUGCAACCGUGACAAAACUGAGAGUCAGAAGAUGACUCGGGUUUUGCCGGGGUCGCCUCAGUCUAUACUGAGCGGAAUCGGAAGCUGGUCGGGUCGGAGCGGCGGGUCUGGCGAUGGAAGCCCGAACGGGUCUUCUCGAGUUCCGUCGCCUACGACUACGCCGUUUAAGGGUACAAACGAUGCGUGGGAUGUGCUGUACGCAGCCGCAGGGCAAGUUGCGAGAUUGAAGAUGAACGACGAAGUCUCUUCGAAGUUUGAGUUUCAGAACAGGGGAGUGCUUGGUGGUCUUUCUCAACCGGUAGUGAUGGAGAAUGCGUUUUUCGUGAACCAGGGUGUCCCUCAGGUUCGCUACCAGCACGUGAGACCGGAGCAAACGCCGAAGCAGCAGUGUGGUUCGGUUUGGGGGAGGCAAGAGAAGGUUGGCUGGGUGGCUCAGCAGCACCAGCCACAAGUUCAGAAUAGAGUGCGCGAUUUGCGUGAGUUUGGGUAUGACUAUGAAGCUGUGAAGUGCGCACGCGCUUUGCCUCAUUCUGCAUGGCACCCUCCUCUUCAAGUGAAGCACCAUAAUCAACAGGUCCAAGUUUUCGGAUCCGGGUCACGACCCGUUUCGCAAGCUGGAUCUGGUGGUGUUAGCAAAAGGGGUUGCGCUGGAACAGGGUUUUUUUUGCCUCGUCAAUAUGGUCCCCCUCCCCCGGAAUCUCGCAAGAAGACAGGUUGUGCUGCACCAGUUCUGGUCCCAGCUAAGGUCAUUUAUGCUCUGAAUCUCAAUAUUGAUGACCUUAAUGGCGCAAGCCAACAACGCUUCUCCAGUGCUUUCGGGGUAGACUACGAUGCAUUGUUGGCAAGGAGAAAUGCUCUUCUCUUGCAGCAGAAGUUAAGCAUGCGGCGAGAAGAGGCAGCAAACCAUGAACUUCGCUUGCCUCAGGAAUGGACGUACUGA